Molecule: messenger RNA, 1515 nt
Organism: Eimeria mitis
Lineage: Eukaryota; Apicomplexa; Conoidasida; Eucoccidiorida; Eimeriidae
Exons: 1
Coding region: 1-1515 (504 amino acids)
Source: RefSeq, a predicted model, not a curated record
AUGCUGCCUACUGUCUUGCAUGACAAAGAGCAAACUGGAAGGGAGCAAAGUGGAACGACGUCGAGAGUUUCCGUUCCACCUACACAGAAUGGAGAAGCUGAAGAGCCAUUGAUAAUUUCAACACCGUUUGCUCCUCAAGAUGCCCGGUUCCGUCCGCGGCUACAGAACCGGCCGUUCCUACUUUCAUUGGUCGCCGUUAUUUCCGCUGCAACGAUUCUGAUUAUGGUUUCCGUCUGUAAUGCAUGGCUUAGCAGAAAGCAGGUUUCAGGUGUCACACGUCGUAGGUUGUCUGACAACGGGGACGUUGUCGAUCAAGAUGAGCAAGCCAUCCUAGAAGGUUGCUUGCAACUGGAGGCCGAGCUGGGCAUUCUGCACCAAAGGGAGAUCUCCGGUCCGGAAACCGACGCGGGAACGCGGGUAGAAGGACUGGUUUCGGCCUUACACGCUGCUGCCGCAGAGCAUGAAGCGGCGCGAGGGACAAUGCUGCUCAACGAGGGCACCGCGACCUCCCACUUGGUCCCUGGCCAAGUCCAGGAACGCACAGAGGAAACAUCGCCAGGAGUGCAAGGUUCACUUCCGUCUCACGGUGAUGAAGCGGUAUAUUUGCCUGCUACCUCGUCGUCUGCAACUCCUCCGGAUCGUGAUGAAGCGGUAUAUUUGCCUGCUACCGCGUCGUCUGCAACUCCUCCGGAUCAGGGUCCUUGGGGUGCCGCCGAAGCCAUUGAUCCUGAUGGGUGGUUAACGAGCAUUCCAGAUAUAGCUGGCACGCAAGAUGAGCAACAUGAGGAGACAGAGGACCUGUUAGAGCCUCCUAUUGUUAUCGAGUCAGACGAUGAACAGCCAUCAACUUCAACGUCGGCGGUGCUAGAGCCUCCCGGCGCCGAAGAGGAAUCGGAUGAGACACUGGAUAUUGCUCGUCACCCAUAUGUGCGGCUUCCACAGCUGGAAGACGAUGUAUACAUUAGAAACAUCGACGUGGAGUCUCUAUUUUCUGAUUACCGGAGGAGAAUACAACCUUUCUUUUACCUGCAGAUUGUAACGAAGCUGAUGGAUAAGGAUGUCCUCGAUCAGCAAGACGUACAUAUGCUGAUAUCUGCGACAGAAGGGUUGAUAAGCACCUCGUGGCUCCAGGCAGGAAGGCCUCUUCGGAAAAGUCGCCCCGUGUUUGUCGCCGAUACAUUCGCGAAUCAGUUCUUAACAUUUGAUGCGAUUGUAUCCGUCAUUGAACUGUUGGGCGAUUCUAUGCAAGCUGACUUAUGGUGGGACCAAUUCAUAGCUGGCUUUACCCACGAGGCGCCUAGAAUGUUUCCGUCCGGAGGCAAGUCAACUGGGGGGCUUAACAGGAGGUUGACAAGGCGCCUAUGUGAUGCGCUGGAAGUCCUCAAAACAAGAAAACGCCCACCACUUGCGGACGUAGUUGCACUUAAAAAGGCGCUGUUUUGCUCUCCAGAUGCUCCUUUUAGUUUCAAGGAGCCAAAAUGGGAUCAUUGGCGUGGGAAGGGAAAAUGUGAUUAG